AAAAGGUCUCGUCGUAAACAUAAAUAAACUUGAAAAAAAAACUUUUUUUCACAGAAAUAUGAAUUUAAGGUCGCACAACUCACACAAACUCCGUUGAAAUUGUAAGCUUUUGUCGCGGCAGACCUUGAAUUCGUUUUGCUUGCUUAGCGACAGGUGGUUCGAAACAAUCGCAAAACAUCAACAGCCACCUCAUCAAAAAAUUGUUUGCUUUCUCCUACUCUCUUUCGGCACAAACAAGGCUUUUAGUCGUGAACGUGCUUCACGAUGGACGAGACUUUUAUGUUGAUUCUGCUGUCACUUGUGAUGCUCAUUGGCUCUUAUGUUGCCGGAAACAUUCCUUUAGUUGUUAAUUUAUCAGAGGACCAAUAUAGAAAAGCAAGUUUCAAUUAUUUAUUAAAUUUAUCUCUUAAUGCUAAAUAUCUUCGAUGUUCUACUAAAGACAGUUCUUUUCUCUUAAUUUAUCAGAGAGAAAGUUGAAAGUCAUCACGAUAUUCGGCGCUGGACUGCUAGUUGGCACCGCAUUGACAGUAAUCAUUCCCGAAGGCGUAAAUUCGCUUUAUAGUCAACCACAUAAGAGGCAUGCUCCAGAAACGCCCGCUCUCGGAGAGGCAGAUGCAACCACCGAACAACAUCAUGUACAUUCAGAAGAGUAUUCGUCGACCAUUGGAUUAUCUUUAGUGCUGGGAUUCGUCUUUAUGAUGGUCGUGGAUCAGAUUUCGAGUCGCACGAGUCACGAAAUGCACGGAAAAAAGAGUGCGACGGCGACAAUUGGGCUCGUUGUGCAUGCAGCAGCUGAUGGCGUUGCUCUUGGUGCUGCUGCGACAACAAGCCAUCAUGACGUCGAAAUGAUCGUUUUUUUCGCAAUUAUGUUGCACAAAGCACCCGCUGCCUUCGGUCUCGUCUCAUUUUUGCUCCACGAAGGCAUCGAUCGGCAACGAAUCCGCAAACAUCUCGGAAUUUUUUCCGUUUCAGCGCCACUUUUGACGCUAAUUACGUACUUUUGCAUCGGACAAGAGCAGAAACAGACCCUUAAUGACUUCAAUGCCACCGGAAUUGCCAUGCUUUUCUCCGCGGGAACCUUUUUGUAUGUCGCCACAGUGCACGUUUUGCCCGAAUUGACGCAAAGUGGGCAUUCGCAUGGCGGACUUCAUGGAAGCAGUUCGUCCCUGAGCUCGCAAGAACUGCCAAUGGUCAAAACAUCCUCGCCCGGAUUCACAACACUGCAAAAUAGCGAACUGCUGAUCUUGAUUUGUGGCGCUCUGAUGCCGUUACUGCUGACAAUGGGACAUCAUCAUUAGGGAAAAAUGACAAAAAACGACCUAAUUUCUAUUAAAUAGCAAUAAUUUUCGAAGAAAGUCUCGAAAUUGGGGCUUUGUUGUUGUGAUUAAUAUUAUUUUUGUAUAUUUACCACUAAAUUUUACCUUUUUUUAGCUUAUAAUUUAAAAAGUGAACUUAUUACGUGUCAAAAUCUUAAGAAAACUUUCUUAUAUUUAACAGAAUUUAAUUAAAAAUAUAUAUCGAUAAGACUGUAAAGCAAGAUUUUUCGA
Culicoides brevitarsis is the source of this 1547-nucleotide messenger RNA. RefSeq names its product zinc transporter ZIP9 (gene Zip102B). The record is from RefSeq and is a predicted model, not a curated record. The coding region runs from base 696 to 1298 and encodes 200 amino acids. The transcript has 4 exons. Gene Ontology annotation, cellular component: membrane. NCBI's taxonomy places the organism in Eukaryota, Metazoa, Arthropoda, Insecta, Diptera, Ceratopogonidae. Gene Ontology annotation, biological process: zinc ion transport; transmembrane transport. Gene Ontology annotation, molecular function: metal ion transmembrane transporter activity.